GUGAGGAGGUGGAGGAGGAGGAGGAGGAGGCGGCGGCGAGAAGAUGGCGACUUCGAACAAUCCGCGGAAAUUUAGCGAGAAGAUCGCGCUGCACAACCAGAAGCAGGCAGAGGAGACAGCGGCCUUCGAGGAGGUCAUGAAGGACCUGAGCCUGACGCGGGCCGCGCGGCUCCAGCUCCAGAAGUCUCAGUACCUGCAGCUGGGCCCAAGCCGUGGCCAGUACUACGGCGGGUCCCUGCCCAACGUGAACCAGAUUGGGAGUGGCACCGUGGAUCUACCCUUCCAGCCCAGCGGAUAUCUGGGGGAGGCCCUGGCAGCGGCUCCUGUCUCUCUGACACCCUUCCAGUCCUCGGGCCUGGACACCAGCCGAACCACCCGGCACCACGGGCUGGUGGACAGAGUAUACCGAGAGCGAGGCCGGCUGGGCUCCCCACAUCGCCGGCCCUUGUCAGUGGACAAACACGGACGGCAGGCGGACAGCUGCCCGUACGGCACCGUGUACCUCUCGCCGCCCGCGGACACCAGCUGGAGAAGGACCAAUUCUGACUCUGCCCUGCACCAGAGCACAAUGACGCCCACCCAACCAGAGCCCUUUACAGGCGGGUCCCAGGACGCACACCAGAAAAGAGUCUUACUAUUAACAGUUCCGGGAAUGGAGGAAACCACAUCGGAGACGGAUAAGAAUCUUUCUAAGCAAGCAUGGGACACCAAGAAGACGGGGUCCAGGCCCAAGUCCUGCGAGGUCCCCGGGAUCAACAUCUUUCCAUCCGCUGACCAGGAAAACACUACAGCCCUGAUCCCUGCCACCCACAACACGGGGGGCUCCCUGCCCGACCUGACCAACAUACACUUCCCCUCCCCCCUCCCGACCCCCCUGGACCCUGAGGAGCCCACCUUCCCCGCGCUCAGCAGCUCCAGCAGCACCGGCAACCUCGCAGCCAACCUGACUCAUCUGGGCAUCGGCGGCGCCAGCCAGGGGAUGAGCACGCCAGGCUCCUCACCACAGCACCGCCCAGCUGGCGUCAGCCCGUUGUCCCUGAGCACGGAGGCGAGGAGGCAGCAGGCCCAGCAGGUGUCACCCACCCUCUCCCAGCUGUCACCCAUCACUCAGGCUGUGGCCAUGGAUGCCCUGUCUCUGGAGCAGCAGCUGCCCUACGCCUUCUUCACCCAGGCGGGCUCCCAGCAGCCACCGCCGCCGCAGCCCCAGCCCCCUCCACCGCCGCCACCCGCGUCCCAGCAGCAGCCGCCCCCGCCACCCCCGCAGGUGCCCGUCGGCCUCCCCCCAGGCGGCCCCCUGAUGCCAAGUGCCAGCUUGACGCGGGGGCCCCAGCUGCCCCCGCUCGCGGUCACAGUACCAUCCUCUCUCCCCCAGUCCCCCCCAGAGAACCCAGGCCAGCCGCCAAUGGGGAUCGACAUUACCUCGGCGCCGGCUCUGCAGCAGUACCGCGCUAGCGCCGGCUCCCCGGCUAACCAGUCUCCCACCUCACCUGUCUCCAAUCAAGGCUUCUCCCCCGGGAGCUCCCCGCAACACUCCUCCACCUUGGGCGGCGUGUUUGGGGACUCGUACUAUGAGCAGCAGAUGGCGGCCAGGCAGGCCAAUGCUCUGUCCCACCAGCUGGAGCAGUUCAACAUGAUGGAGAAUGCCAUCAGCUCCAGCAGCCUGUACAGCCCAGGCUCGACGCUCAACUACUCGCAGGCGGCCAUGAUGGGCCUCACGGGCAGCCACGGCAGCCUGCCGGACACACAGCAGCUUGGCUACCCCAGCCACAGCAGCAUCCCCAACAUCAUCCUCACAGUGACGGGAGAGUCCCCUCCCAGCCUGUCUAAAGAACUGACCAGCACACUGGCCGGGGUCGGUGAUGUCAGCUUCGACUCCGACAACCAGUUCCCCCUGGACGAACUCAAGAUUGACCCCUUGACCCUGGACGGACUGCACAUGCUCAACGACCCCGACAUGGUCCUGGCUGACCCGGCCACCGAGGACACCUUCCGGAUGGACCGUCUGUGAGCUGCACACCUGGCACAUCGCCGCCCAGCCCCCGGCUCCAUCCCCCCGCCGGUCAGUGGUCCCGACGGCGUCUCCCUGAGCCCAGGGACGGCCGCGCUCCGUCCUUCGCAAACGGCCGAGCUUGUGAUUCUGAGCUUGCAAUGCCGCCAAGCGCCCCCUGCCCAUCCACCCCCCCACCCCCGCUGUCCACCUCCCUCGGGAGGCCGCGUGUCACCCCCGCGGACCCUCCCUGCGCGUGCUCUCUCGCCCCCCACCCUGGGCCAUGAGCCGUCCCCCUGUAAGAUGCGGAAAGCAUGUUGGGCAGGGCCGCCGGCCUGGAGGGGGCGCUGUGGUCCACGGCAGUGGUGGGCUGAGGUGCAUUUUCCGACUGUUGUCCAGCUCUCACUGCCUUCCUUCUCUCCUGGUACCCCCCCACCCGCCAACCCGCCAACCCCAGCCCAAGGUUAGGUAGCGAGCCAGCCCCACCCUGCCAAAGGGAGAAGGUGCCAGAGAGGGGCAGACACAAAGUGAAAUAAACACUAUUUUGACUGCUGUCUUUUAUAUUUCUGAGCACAUUCAGAGAAUGCUAGAUUCCGUCCCAUGGAGGUAGAAUAUAAAAGGUGUGAACAGAGCAUGCAAAGCAGCUAAAUCUUCCCGGGACCCACGCUCCCGCUUUGCCCUCCCCCAGCCAGGUCCCUCUGUGGCCGCCUAUGCCCUGAAAGUGAAGCCCCUGGCCAGGAUGAAGGGGCCUGCCAGGGGGAUGCAUGUGGAGACGGGGCUUAUUUCUGGGGCUUGUUUUCAUCUCUCGACUUGUUUUCAUCUUCUCUUCUCUGUACCGUGGUCACUGUUGCUGUUAUUUAAAGAAUGGGGUGGGGAGGGGGCAGCCAGGGCAUUUUUUGUUGUGUUUUUGUUUGUUUGUUUCUUUUGGUUUGUAUUUACACUUUGGUUGUAGACGAGUAGCUGACUCUUUCAAUCCAAUACUUGCCUGAGAGCAUGUUUUUAUUCCAGAAAUCCCAUGUUAUAUAUUUUUUAAGCUAACUGGAAGCGGUCUACUGCCUGCCGGGUCUGAGCGGAGUGUCCGGCCGUUCGCGCUAAGGCCCGCGUUAUCUCAGAAUGGAAGGGCUGAGUGAGGGCGGGUUGGGCCUGGUAGGGUCUCUGGCAGAAGGUCAAGGUGGCCAGGGGUGCCUCCCCUCCAGCCACGUGACAGACUUCCAGGAAGGAGCCACGGCUUUUAUUAAGGGUCUUUCGAAGACCCACCUCUGCUUGGUCAUCCUCAAGGUGCCUGCCGGUCCUCAGGGAGGACUAGUCCCAGACCCCGAGGCUGGCGGCCGCCGCAGCCCCUCUGCCCCAAGAACCGGCUGACAUUCGUUCCCUCCAGCCACCCCUCUCACGGCUCCUCCUGGUGGGACUGGACUCAGAGGCAAAGAGCAGUGUGCGCUGUAGCGGCAGCUUUCCAGGUGCUUCUCGAAGUGCCUGCAGAGGCUGAGGUGACCAUCAGGGCUCGCCCACUGUGCUGGGGGCUGUCCCUGUGCCCACCAGGCCCUGGCAGGCGGUGACAGGGGUGUCUCUGCUUUCUGUCAGCUGCUCUGAGGUAGGAACUUCUGUUUCAGUCCCUCCUAAGCUGCAUCUUGAGCUCUCGCUGGCUCUGCGGCCUGCAGGCUGGGCCGGCACCUUCCGCUCGCUGCGUUUCUCUGUGGUUUCCCAGCAACUGCCUCUAGGUCUCGAGAGCCCUUAGCUCCGUCCAUGUGGGAGCCGGAUUUCAUCCGAACGACAUCCCUCCCUCUUGUUCCCUGGGCCGGGCCGUUCACACCUGGCCAAGCGACUGGGCGGCCACAGGCGUGAGAAGGCCCCCUCCUCAGUCAGUUGGCCCCUGCUGCCCUUGUCUGGGCGGGGGGACACGGGGUCAGUCCGUCCAGGUCGAGGGCCCAGCCUCUCACUGAGGCAGGGGCUGGGAGCAAAGAGUGAGACUUUUUUUUUUUUUAAAGAAAAACUACAUGUACAUAGAAGAGUUUGAUUACCAUUAGACUUGUGUGUAGAACUUUUUAAAAAAUGGCCUUAAUAAAAUUACAAGCAACCUUCCUGGAUGCAAUUUUCAAACAAGGCAUUGGGGAUCCCUGUGAGGGAGCCCCGUCAGCCCAUACUUCCCAUCUGCUCGGCGCCCGGUUCUCAGUGCAGAUGGGCAGGAAAGGGAAGGCGUCCACCCCUGCAGCCUGUGUCCAGCAUCCCCUUGGCUGGGGGGCACAGGUGACAUUGUAUUUGCGUGGCCACUUUGGCCCAGGAGGGGCAUAGGUGCGGUUUUCCCAGGGAGGGGGUCCCAGCCAGGAGCCAGUGGCCAGGUGUCCCUGUGUCCUCAAAGGGUUCACACCCCUCCCUGGGCCUGGGCAGGCCUCCUGAGGUCUGCAACAGGGGGUUUUGCUUAUUUCUUAAAUAUUGCUUCUCUACUAAGUAUUCUUGAAUUGCCAAGAUUUCCUGAAACAGGACAGCCUAAGGGAACCAGCCCUUUGACUUGUGAUGUGAAAAUACUGUGAUUUCAGGCGAGCUGCGCCAUGAGGGGUGGGCCGGGGCCCCCGAAUAUUGUACAUAGACCCGCCGCCUGUGUCCUUGCUUGCUCGCUCGCUCGCUUGGGACAGGCCUGGAUGCUCAGCCCACGUGAAGUCAGAGGCCAAGCCAGUCUCUCCCCCUGCCACUUCCCCCGAGUGCUCCCGAUUUCAGUCCCCUCAGCUGUGUGAGCUUCUGCCCCGGGAACAAGCCGAACAGUGUGUUCCCACCUGCUUCAGUCCCCCAAGCCCCGAGGACAGUGAGUUGUUUACCCCCAGGGAGGCUUGUGGGCCAAAGUAGAGCCCGGGAUCAGCCCUUCUCUGUGUCCUCCAGAGACGAGGGCUUAUGCCGCUGCCCAUCAGAGUCACCCCCAACAGUGUCUGGGGCUGACGUGGGGGAGGAGAAGGGGUCUUGUCAGGAUCGUAGUCCCUGUCAACAGGUACCCAUGCCAACCUCCAUCCCCACUGAGUCCUUACCAGGGGGAAGAUAGGCAGCGCUCUUCAGGACUCCCUGCAGCCCCCUCCUUGUUCUCCUCACACACCCUGCUUCCUCCGGACACUCUUCUGGGCAGGAAGUGUUGAGGGGGCUGCCAGCCCCUUGGGGCAGCGGACCCUGAGACCCUCAGUGGAAAAGCUCAGGAGGCAGGUUGACUCUUCAGCAAAAUUUAGGGGCCCACAGCUGACAGCAUCCAAAAACUGUCUAUGCUCCCCUGUGGGGGACAAGACAGAGCAGAAGGGGCCCAAACUGGGUUGAGUCCAGUCUUCCCUGCCACUGCGGUCCAUAGGACUCCCUGGGACCAGCCAGGCCGAAGGGAAGGGCAGCCCUGUGUGUUUGUGGCCCUUUCCCCAGCCACACCUCCACGCAGACCUCCCUUCUGGCUUCUGAGCCACCCACCUGCCCCAGGGGUGUGCCUUGAGGGCAGGGGUCCUGCCUUUGCAGCCUCUUUCUGGUCUUGUCUAUUUGUGGGUUUGGGGGGCUGGGAAGAAGGGUUCUGAUGUCUCUGUGUUUGGCCUGAUUUCUCUGGGUGCUGAGCUCCCCGGAGGAUGCUUAGCUGGGUGGGCCCUGUUGUGAGGCCCAUGUGUCAUAGUGGGGCAUGCAAGGAAAGAUGUCCAACAUCAGGAGACCCCCACAUGGAAGGUGAGAAGGCUCCAUGUCCAUCCAGAUGUCCAAGGGUGGAAGUCCGGUUUGCGGGCUGUGUGCCAGGUGCUAGCUGCGGCCUGGUCAGGCAGGACGGGAGCAGGUGCCAGGGCUGUGGGAGCUGGGCCGCCUUCCCUGCCGAUCCAGCAUCCUGAUGAUGAGCCCAUGGGAAUGUGCUUCCCUCCCCAGGCCUCCACAUCUCAGCCAACCCUGAGCUGGUUCAUAACCAAACAUCCUUCCAGACUCCCACCCCCCAACUGGAUUCUGGGUUUUUUGCAUUUCCAAAGAAGGCAUCCCCACUCCUGGGUGCAGGCUGGGUGUGGUGAGGCCUGGUAGUGUUGGGGGGCCCUCCACCUCCCACCCGGUCCUGACAAAGCAGCAGCAGCACCCAUCACCCUCCCUGGCUUCUGAUGGAGCCGUAGUUAAGAGGCCACAGAGGCUCUCAGUGUAGGGGUAGGGUGUGGGGGCUGCAAGGUCAAGGGUACCCAGUGCCCCUGGUCUUGGCCCAUCACUCCACCACUCCUGCAGGUGGCGCUUCAAGUAAGGGAGCUUUAGCCACCUGAGCCUGUCCCCUUGGCUUGCAGAGCUGCGGAGGGGACUGUGUGCUUCCCUCACUGCUGGAGGCCUGCCUGGGUGUUGAGUGGGCAGCUGGGUCUGUUGGUGCCCCACCUCCUGGGAGUCUCACAGUGUGUGACUGGGGGUUCCUGGGACAUUCCCCCAUCAGGCCCUGCCCAGCCGGGGUUGACUCUCUCUCUGUCCUUGGCUUCUCUUGACCUUUGGCCUCUAGGGUUCCUGGUUGGGUGGGGCUCAGGCACCUCUCAUCACCCUCCCUGUGCCACAGGCAGCUGGCCCCAGACACAUUCUCUCCGAAGUGACCACUCCCCAGGAGGGAGGUGGGGUGACCUGCACCCCCAGGCCUGGGCACUGGAGUACUCUCAGAGGUAUGGAGGCUGGGGUGGGUGGGGGGGUAAUGGGAAAAAAGACCCUUGUGACCCAGGCCUCAGUUUCCCUCCUGUCACUGGCUCAGACCCAUGGGUCUUGGGGCCUCAAGCUCUUCCUGGCAGGGUGGGAGGUAGGGGCUGGAUGUGAGAGUGAUGCUGGCUCCAGGCAGUUCGCUCCGCCUUCUGCCCUCUUGGCCAGCCCUCCACACCCUGUCGCAGGAUGCCAGGAACACAUGGUUCCUGCAGGGGAGUGGUGUUGCUCCGUCUCACAGGGUUCUGGAGCUUGGGGGCAGUCCAUGCCCAACCCAGCCUAGCCCAUCACUUCUGACCUCUUGCCCACUCGGGACAGGUGGACACAGCCGUGGCCUUUGCCACCAGGCCCUGAGAGGAGGGCUUUGGCAGCCAAGGUCCACUGGCCCCGCUGUGCCCCACUGUAGGAAACUGCCCCUCAGGGGGCCGGGCGGGCCCACUGAUAUAUGCAAACCGCCGGUCCGAGCCCUGCUCCGCCUGUGUUCCUCUGUCCCCAGGCUGGCUCUGCCUCCCCCAGCAUGUACACUCUGCUGUGGAUGUCCCGUGGGCCGUGGGUUGGGUGCCCACGGUGGGUGGGGGCGGGCGGCUCAGGGCGCACUCGGCCAGCCCCUGCCCAUCCUCUGUGGCGUGGACGCUUUUGUCUUUGUACCUUUGCAUCCUUUGUAAUGAAACAUAAUAAAAAUCCAAUGUUUUCGUC
Messenger RNA from Ailuropoda melanoleuca (giant panda), 7330 nucleotides. RefSeq names its product CREB regulated transcription coactivator 1 (gene CRTC1). Gene Ontology annotation, molecular function: cAMP response element binding protein binding. NCBI's taxonomy places the organism in Eukaryota, Metazoa, Chordata, Mammalia, Carnivora, Ursidae. Gene Ontology annotation, cellular component: nucleus; cytoplasm. The record is from RefSeq and is a predicted model, not a curated record. Gene Ontology annotation, biological process: protein homotetramerization; positive regulation of transcription by RNA polymerase II.